AUGACUGAAGACUGUAGCAGCAUCAUAAUAGAGUGCAGCAAAAGUAUACAGAUCAUUAGUUCUGCAGCUAGACAGCUUUUUAUUCCUGCAAGAGGUAAACGUAAGAGAGGUACUGUCAGUUCAGAAAAUAAUUAUGGUUUAAUCAGUCACGUCACAUAUAAAUUAGAUGUAAGGAAUGCCCUAAACAGAUUUCAGAACAAAAACAAAUCAAACGUCUACUUAAAGCAGUUUACAGAAGAUGAAAAUAAAAAUGAUAACAUAUGUAGUAGCCCGAAAUCAUUCUGUUAUACUUCGAAUGUGCCUCAAACGUUCAGGAAUAAAAGAAGUAGCAACUCUAUAAACAUUUGUGUAAAGCGAAAAGCAGAAGUCAGAUUAGAAUAUGAAAAACUAAAUAAAUGCAUCAAACAAACAGAAGGAAAUGCAGAAGUCAAUACAAGUGAAACUCCAACAAUAGAAAACACGCAGUUCCAAAUGUUUCCAGUUUAUAAAGAAUAUUCUAUAGAGCAUUCUUUUUGUAUGUUUCAAGAUGUUAAGAGCCCAACUAAUAAGGUACAUGAAGUGUUUGUAGAACUAUUGCCUGAGUAUAAUAAUUCUAAACACUCUGUACUACUAGCAAGAGCUUCAAAUAAUCAGUUAUUUCAAGAAAACAUUGACAUUAAUAUGCAGAAGAUACAGAAAGAAGGCAUGACUGUGUAUAGUAAAGACAUCUGUGCUAAUCGUGUCCCUAACUUAAGCAUUCAGUCAGAUGGCAGCUCACUUAAAGAUCCAGUUCUUGAAAUAGAAAAAAAUAGCAGUACAGCAGUGACUGAGUGUUACUAUAGAGACGGUGCUGUCAGUUCUGAUUGUGAAUUCCACAGCAAAAUGCAUUUAAGCAGCAAAAGGACAGAUAAAAAUGUCAAUAAGCAGCUGGAGGUGGAAAUGUUUCUGAAUAUCCAUACAAAUAAUGACAUAUGUGCCAUGAUGAGUGGUAAAUUCAACAGAUCACAUUAUCAUUAUUUCAGCACUAUUGAUUCCAAAUGGCAAGAUGAAAUAUGUUGCACAGACCAAGAUAGAAACAUGUGCAAAUUACGAUACUUUAUAUUUAAGUAUUUGGCAAAUGAAAAGUAUAAGACAGAACUUCAGAAACUGAAAGACGUAAAUAAUGAACCAUUAACAAUUAAAAGAAAUGCAGGGAAUAUGCCCUUAACCAUCUUGAACACAGCAAAGGAGAUCUUUAGAAAUUGUACGAUACUGUCCUGUUCCAAAAUGCCACAUUGUGGUCACCAAAGCACUGAAACCGACUGCACUUUUAUAGCUAUCUUGAUGGCAUUUCAGGUUAAAAACAGCAGUAUUUAUAGUUAUCUAUAUUUACCUUUCAGACUUAGCAGGUUUUGCUGUUCAUGUAGAUAUGUGAGAGACCGAAGAAUUAGUUGCCGAGAAAGUACACAUGAUAGUGACAAUAAGAAAGAUAUAAGGAACAGUGAAAGCAUAGACAUCUUGAAACAUCAGAAAUGUUUCCAUGAUUGCAGUUAUACAGAAGAAAGACAAAAUAAAAUACCAAACUGGGCACUUUAUUCUAUAAAUAAUCUGCUGUCUCAUUACUGCUCUGCUGAAGCUAACAUAAAUAACAUCAACAACACAAUCCAAACAGAUUCAACGUGCUUUUUGUCCAACAAUGUAUUGUUCUGCACUGAAAUUAAUACGGAGAAUAGAGAAUAUUUCUUUAACAGAUGUAUAGGUCAACAAGCUGUCCCUAUCUUUGAAUAUCCUGAAUAUGAACCUUUGCUCAGAUAUUGCUUUAAUUUGUUUGAAAGGUCUCACAAUUCAGGCCAAAAAACUAAAGAUGUACAACACAAAUUUGACAGGGAUAGUGGAAGAAUACAGAAGAUUAUGUCCCCAAAUUAUAAAUUACUCGUUCAAGAGAAUUUCUCAAAAAAACUGACUGUAAAUAGAACAGCUCGUUAUGAAAUCUGCUUUUCAAUAGAAAAAAACACAGCAAUAACAGAGGACAACACAGAAACUUCGGAAAAUAAUAAUGGCAAUAUUAUACCUGAAAACAAUGUUAUUCAUCUUACAUCAUCAUCCAUAGAACUCAAUUGUGUUGAAAAGCAAAGUACUUACGAUUUACAGAAAAAGACACAAGCAAUAAAAAAUGAUGCAUACUUUCUUGUUUCAGAACGCUCUCUAAAACUUGAGAAAAAUAUAAAAUAUGAAUACAUAUCACCGAAUAAUAACGAACAAGAAUUUUGCCUUUGUAAAAAUGUCCUUUUCUUAGAUUUUGAUUCUUAUGAAAAAAUUGCACUUAACGGUGACUGUGAAGAAGUGGAGUUAGCUGUGCUUGCAAAAGGAAUCAAAUGUUUUAAUGAAGAGGAAAGUACAGAAAAUGGAAUUACCCUUAACGAAGCACAGAAAUUCAUUUACAAAAGUGACAGUAAUGAGGAAAAUAUGUUCCUAUCACCAAAUUUGCUACCCAAAACAUAUUUUUCAGCUUGUGAAACCAAUUCUUUACAUCCAUUGCAUGUUCAGAAGAGUAACAGUGGUUACCCUGUAAAAGCAGAAUUUAGUUUCAGCACUCAUUUAGUUACUGAACAAACAGUGAACAGAAAAGCAGAAAAAAAUCUAUGUUCAAUGUUAUCACAUGAUGGCAUUUAUUAUAAUAAACCCUCUCAGAUUUUACUAAGGAAAGCAUCAUCACUAUCAAGGGGAUGCACUAACCUUGUAGGUAAGAAAUCUAUUAAAACCUUCACCUUCAACAUACCAAAUGAAAAUUUCAGUUGCAUGUUGGCUACACUACCUGAAUCUUGGAUGUGGCCGAGGUCUCUACCUUUGAAUUUGCAAUUGAAUUACACAUGCAGAUCAGAUACUCCAUAUAAACUAUAUUUUUCUAGUAAUGUCAUAAAUGCAAUACAUGAUGUAUUAGACCCUACUUUUCACACUUCAGAGAAAAUCUCACUAUUUCAGAAAUGCGAUAAACAUGAAAGACAUUUCAGCCUACAAGACAGUAAUGCAUUUUAUCUGAAUGUUGGACACUACGACUUGAAUCAUAGACUUGCAUUUUCAAUAAACUCACAAGAACAUUCAAGUGUGUCAUUUUGGACAGAAGAAUCACAUGAGAUAUUCAAAAACAGUUUGACACAUUCAGCAGUGGCAGUUUUACCUGACAUAAAGACUGAGUCUUCUACUGCUGUCAAUUCUAAGCAGAACUUUAAUGAAUCAUUUACAUAUAGUGCUUGGGAAAACACAGCAGUUAAACAUGUCCAUGAAAGUAAAACAAGCCUGCUAAGUUUAGAGAUGAAAGAAAAGUUUGAUGAGGUGCUGAAAGAGUUGUCUUUGUUUCAUGAAAUCAGCCAUGAGGAAGAGCAAAACAUUACUAAAGCAGAAACAGCUUGCAGGCAACCGUGUAUGGAAAACAAAAGCAGAAGUAACGACUGCGACAUCGAAAAAGAAGAAAAAACUAUUCUAGAACGUCCUGAAAACUGUGACUACUCAAGAAAAGAAAGCCUUCUAAAUCAGGAAAAUAAGGAUAUGAAAAAUAAAGAGUUGUACAGAAAUGAACAAGAAGUUCCCGAAAUUGCCUCAUUUGAUACAGAUAAGGAAGAGUUGCUGUAUUCACCUUCGAGAGCUAAAGAGUAUAUUACACCAGACGUCAAGAAAAGUACAAUGUGGAUGCCUGCAUUUGCAUUUAAUACAUUUGUGAAAGAAGAAAACACAUCUAUACAUAUGGAAGGAGGAAACCACAUGUCCAAUGGAAUUUUUCGAAUUGAGCCUCUGAAAACUUGCACUGGGCCAGUCAGGGUUGGUUUAUCUAAAAGAGCAAAACCAAAACAGCUUCAUCCAUAUCUAAGGUAGUCUGCAACAAAAUUCAAGUUAAAAUAUUAAAGGACUGAAAAUUGAGUCUGUCAGCCAUUUUAUCUCAAUAUUAUAAUAGAUUAUAUUAUAUGUGGUUUAUUUGUGAUUGUAGUAUUUUGUAACAGUGCACUAUUAAAAAGCAUUAAUUUUAUUUCAAGAUGUGUGUAGCCAAAAAUAAAAUAUAUAAUAUUUAGUGAAUAAGUUGAAAGCUCAUGAAAGUAUUUAUUUUGUUAAU
Messenger RNA from Protopterus annectens (West African lungfish), 4063 nucleotides. It is a transcript of the gene RAD51AP2, whose product is annotated as RAD51 associated protein 2. Bases 1 to 3828 code for a protein of 1275 amino acids. The record is from RefSeq and is a predicted model, not a curated record. Lineage: Eukaryota; Metazoa; Chordata; Ceratodontiformes; Protopteridae. The transcript has 3 exons.